This is a messenger RNA of Mya arenaria, 1482 nucleotides long. Its product is annotated as zinc finger protein 519-like. Gene Ontology annotation, cellular component: nucleus. The coding region runs from base 1 to 1482 and encodes 493 amino acids. NCBI's taxonomy places the organism in Eukaryota, Metazoa, Mollusca, Bivalvia, Myida, Myidae. The record is from RefSeq and is a predicted model, not a curated record. The transcript has 4 exons.
AUGGAGUGCCUGCCGACCGGAGAUCCAGUCAAAAUGUGCAAGCCGGCCCUUACUUUCUCCAUAGACAAGAUCAUGGGGAACACCACCGCCGACGACAAACAUGAAGCUGCCGUUGAGGGUGUAAAACGUAAGGCAGAAGAGAAAGGGUUUGCCAUCGAAAAGUUUGACAACUAUUCCCGACGGCGUCGAUUAUACGACGAUGAACAUGAUAUAAAGGAAAGAAGUUUUCAGCCCGUGAAGAAGCAGAAAGAUAUAAUUCGGGAUGAAAUCAUAAAGCAGCAGACCAUCAUGGCUGCCCAGUACCAGCACGCGGCCGCCUUCCUGAAGACCGAGAUGCAGAAACGCCAGAUGUCGUCAUACCUUCAGCGCGACAUAUGUGACGUCAACUUGAACGCUGUGUCGUACCUGCAUCCGGCGUUCAUGAUGGGCCAGAUGACGCCAGACGAGUAUCGCAGCCACGUUCUCCAGAAUCUGAACGCCCUCCAACACCAGUGGCCGAAUGUAAACAAGUCGGUAGACGCUUUUAAAAACCUUAAUUCCAAGUUGUUGAUACCACCGAAUGUAAAUUAUGGACACAAUUUUGAAAAUAAAACGACUAUUGAUAGUGACAAUGUUCAAGAACAAAAUUACAGUGAUGUAUCUCAAAAUCAUUCUUCGGACAGUCAAAGCGACCAGUCUUACUCUAAAUCUAUACAUGAGAGUGAUUCACAGCCAUCUAACAGAGGAGCGGACGCCAGCGAGGUACAAGUGGCGUCAGCGGGAUCCCCUGGGAAACGGACAACAGGGUCGCUGCAAAAAAGCGGAAAGAGUUUCAGCUGCCCGGAGUGCGGGAAAUUGUUUAAUGCUCACUACAACCUGACCCGGCACAUGCCCGUACACACUGGUGCGCGCCCGUUUAUCUGUAAGGUGUGUGGGAAGGGUUUCCGGCAGGCGAGCACGCUGUGCCGCCACAAGAUCAUCCACACGAGCGAUAAACCGCACAAGUGUCAGACGUGCGGAAAGGCGUUCAACCGGAGCUCCACGUUGAACACGCACAUGCGCAUACACAUGAAUUACAAGCCAUACACCUGCGAACAUUGUGGAAAGGGGUUUCAUCAGAAAGGUAACUACAAAAACCACAAACUGACGCACAGCACUGAGAAGCAGUACAAGUGCUCGAUCUGUAACAAGGCGUUCCACCAGGUGUACAACCUGACUUUCCACAUGCAUACCCAUAAUGACAAGAAGCCAUUCACGUGCCACAUCUGCUCCAAGGGCUUCUGUCGCAACUUCGACCUCAAGAAGCACAUGCGAAAACUGCACGACGGUGAGCGUGGUGGGAUUAUGAAGUCCGCCAGCCCGGGUCCCCGCCUGAGUCCCCCGGGAUCGGCGGAGGACGGAGCCCGGGGGUCAACGGGCCGGUCCCGGCCACGGCCGGUGGUACCGCCUUACCUUCUCAACCAGGGAACUGGAUCCCUUCUACAAAAACUCUCAUUCUUGUGA